AUGUUUUGUGCAGACUGCGCUCUCAAUAUUGCUGUAGCAGUUGAGUGUGGAUUUCCCCUUGCACACCUUACCUGGUGUGCAGUACAUGUUUUAAGGGCGAUAAGUAAGUCAGAGAUCAAAUCGAAGUUCGUUUCCAAUGAGAAUUACGAGACAUUUUAUAUCCUCAUGGACUUCUUAACACUUCGCAUUGAUACGACAGACGAACAGCAGAUGAAAGAAGAAUCAACCGCAGCAUAUGAGAAUCUUGUUACACUUUUGGAGCAAGCAGAACCAACUGCCUUCAAUUAUUUUGCGAAGCAAUGGAGACCCCAUUUAGUCAAAUGGAUGAUCAUGCACCGUGGAUCAAAUGAGGCAACUAACAACGUCUCUGAGAGCCAUUUCCGCCAGAUCAAAUAUACUGUUUUCCUUGGAAAAAAGCAUAUCAGAAUUGACGAUUUUGUAAAUAUGAUCAUUCGAGAGGUUUUCCCAUCCUACCUUCUCAAAAUCCGAGUUGCAAAUUCACGAGAUCCGGAAACUCGCUUCAUGAGAGUUCUUCAGAAGGAGAAAGGAAUCACAGAAGAAAAGCGUUUUAUCCAACGUGAAAAAUGCAAAGCAAUUUUAAUGUUCCUCUUCAAUGCCUUGGAAAAUGAGGCAAUCCAGCCUGAGGGAUAUAUCUCUCAACUCUCACUUUUGGCAGAAAUUGCCCAAGAAGAAAUUGAAAAGAAAAUUGAAAAUGAUUAA
Molecule: messenger RNA, 720 nt
Organism: Trichomonas vaginalis G3
Lineage: Eukaryota; Parabasalia; Trichomonadida; Trichomonadidae
Product: MULE transposase domain-containing protein
Exons: 1
Coding region: 1-720 (239 amino acids)
Source: RefSeq, a predicted model, not a curated record